UCCAAAAAGGAAUGUUGUUUUUACGUUAGUUGUGUGCUCGAUUGGUAGACCAAAAUGGUGCGCGGAGGACGCGAAAAGGAGAAGGAUGCAGGCGGAGGUGAAGUCAUAGACAUGGAGAUUGUCGGUGACAUCCUUUGGGCUGUCAACAAGAUCAAAUCGCAAAAACAGCGGCCGAGCGAGGAGCACAUUUGCAAGGUCGUCGAAGGCAGGAGCGGAAUAGCGCGAAAAGAGAUCUCGAAACAGAUGGAACUGGCCGUGAAGGCCGGUCACGUGAUUAAGGUUAUUUUUAAAGAUCGUGCAUCGUAUAAGGACCCUCGAAACACACCGGCGAACAAAGCCGUCACUCCGGUCAACGAAUGGCUGUGGAUGAUUCGUGCCGCAAUAGACGAACUCGCAGAAGACGGAGGAUCGACUGCAAGCAGCAUCGAGAAACUAAUACGAAAGAAACAUAGUCUCACAUCCGGUGAUGUCUCUGAGAAUAUGCAACCGGCUCUAGAGAAGGGACUGAGUGUUGGAAAAAUAGAGCAAGUUGGCAAAUGCUAUAGAAACGUACUGGAACCGGAGAGGCCAAAGAAACUUAAACCACUGAAACUGAAAAUGCCAAAAUUGUUGAAGUCGAGACCGAAGGCAAAGCCAUCACAGCAAUGUGGAUUCUGUCUUGGAAGUGUAGGAAAGAAUAAGGACGGUGUAGCGGAAGAACUCAUCUCAUGUCAUGACUGUGGAAACAGUGGUCAUCCAAAGUGUUUGCAAUAUUCUCCUGCAUUGGUUGAGAGGAUUAAGAAGGAACCAUGGCAGUGUAUUGAGUGCAAAACAUGCUCCUUAUGUGCUGAUCAAGGAAACCCGGAUAAUUUGCUCUUUUGUGAUGCUUGCGAUAAAGGAUUUCAUAUGGGAUGUUUGGAACCACCGCUUUCAGAAAUGCCAGACGGAAGUUGGUUAUGCGACUGGUGCCUUAAUCCUGGAAAGUACACUGUUGUUUACCACAAACGGAAGAAACGCAGGUCACACACACCCUCCACAGAACUGCAAUUUGAGUCUGAUGAUUCCGAUGAACAUCACAGAAGGAUGUUUUCUCGCAAGAAAAAGAAGAAACUCAAAGAUAGCAAGACUUCAUGGCUAACUUAUCCGCCUGACAAGCUGCCAAAGCUUCCUGCAUACAUGACAGGCAUUACAGAGUCGGACAGAGAAAUGUUUAUGAAGGCUCAGGAAGUAGCUCUAGCUGCCAUGAAAGCGGCAAGUCAGUUGUCUUCACGGCAGUUGAUGGCGACCGGUCGAUCGCCCGCGACGAUUGAGUUUGGUCAGUAUGAGAUCGACACAUGGUAUUCGUCUCCGUACCCGCAAGAGUAUGCAAUGUUAUCAAAGUUGUAUCUUUGUGAGUUCUGUUUAAAAUACAUGAAGAGCCGAACAAUCUUAGAAAGACACAUGUUGAAAUGCAAGUGGCACCAUCCACCAGCUAAUGAGAUCUACAGGAAGGACGACUUAUCUGUCUGGGAAGUGGAUGGACAAGUCAGCAAGAUUUUUUGUCAGAAUCUCUGCUUGCUGGCGAAGCUCUUUCUUGAUCACAAGACGUUGUACUAUGAUGUUGAACCAUUUCUGUUCUAUGUGUUGACCAUGAAUGAUCAGUAUGGUUGUCAUCUUGUUGGAUACUUUUCAAAGGAAAAGACAUGCCAACAGCGAUACAACGUGUCGUGUAUAAUGAUCAUGCCACAGUAUCAGAGACAAGGAUACGGACGAUUGCUCGUUGAUUUCAGUUACUUGCUGUCGAAGAUUGAGGGUCAACCGGGAUCUCCAGAAAAACCGUUGUCUGAUCUCGGCGCUGUCACGUACUACAGCUACUGGGACAGUGUUAUGAAAGAAUAUCUGUUUGAACAUAGACACGAACGGAUCACAAUACUAAGAAUGAGUGAAGACACUGGAAUAGACCCACAUGACAUUGCCGCUACGUUGCAAAGGUUAGAUGUGAUCAGGAAACGGCCAUCGGAUGGGAGGUUGUAUAUAGAAAUUCAUUAUCCAACAUUGUUGACCCACAUGGAAAAGGUUAAACAAGGAAAUCGGCGGAAGCUUGACGGUGCAUGCAUUCAGUGGACACCGCCUGUUACGAGCAAACCAUCCGAACAAGAAGAAACGGAGUGUGAAGAAAAACCGGACGACGACAGUAGAAAGGAAUCAGAAAUGGAAACAACAGAGGUGACCGAGGAUCCUGUUGUUGACGUUGUCGGAGAUGGUGAUGCACUCAAACAGUCAAGUCCAUCAGUUAUAGGAAACGAAAUAAAAGACGAUGGACAUGAUGCUUCGAUUGAUGAGUCUGGUUGUGCUGAUGUAAGCAACGAAGUCGAUCCUGUUACUGAAAAUGAAAAUAAUCUAGGAGACAAAGUAGAUAUGGACACUGGUCAUUCAGUGUCACAUGGCAAUGUUGCAUCCACUUCUACAUUAGAAACUGUAGAUGCUCCGGAAUCAACAGUAUGUGCAAUAGGCGAACACCCAUCCCUGGUUACUGAAGGUGAUUCUGACACGCGUGAUCGAUUCGAGUCUGUUGAUGAUCAGGCAGGCAAAGUGAAGGGCAGCGAAAUGCUUGACAACAUUGGCUACAGCAGUGAUGACACUGAAGAUGGCGAGGAUUAUCCUGUCUUUCAUCCUCAAACUGUUUCUGUUUCUCAUUCGUCAUCAACGUCGUCGGUUGGAGACGACAGAAAUGAGAGCGAGGAGUCUAGUGCUGAAGACGAGGACGAUGAUGAUCGUGUGAAUGCAAGUGACAGUACUGAUGAGUUAGAGGAAUAUUUAGUGCCAAGAGAGGAAGCAAUGGAGACGAAUGAAACGAGAGAGAACAGCCAACAUCCUGAUGAAAAAAGAAUUGAUUCCAAGUGAUAUAAAAUAAAAUAUGCUAAUUUCUAAGUUAGUCAUUUUAGGUGGUCGGACAAAAUUCUGUUACAUUAUCAAACAAUUUUCCAACCAUUAUGUAUUUACAGUAUGAAUAGACUGUAUCAUAAGACACGUGUUGAAGUAUUUCUGCUAUUAAUUAAUGGAAUUAAAGAAAAGCAUCAUUUUUUACAGAUACAUGUACAGUGAUGUUGAGUGUUGAAAAACACGACUGUAGCAGUAUUCUUAAUUCUA
Molecule: messenger RNA, 3108 nt
Organism: Corticium candelabrum
Lineage: Eukaryota; Metazoa; Porifera; Homoscleromorpha; Homosclerophorida; Plakinidae
Product: histone acetyltransferase KAT6B-like
Exons: 16
Coding region: 55-2862 (935 amino acids)
Biological process (GO): positive regulation of transcription by RNA polymerase II; nucleosome assembly; negative regulation of DNA-templated transcription
Cellular component (GO): nucleosome; MOZ/MORF histone acetyltransferase complex; chromatin
Molecular function (GO): DNA binding; histone acetyltransferase activity; transcription coregulator activity
Source: RefSeq, a predicted model, not a curated record